This is a messenger RNA of Adineta steineri, 654 nucleotides long. The record is from the annotation of a GenBank genome assembly. NCBI's taxonomy places the organism in Eukaryota, Metazoa, Rotifera, Eurotatoria, Adinetida, Adinetidae.
AUGGUAGUAAAACAUGGACAUCAGAAAGACGACUGUACACUUGUUGGAACAACGUACAGUUAUGGUGAAGUCGACUGGCUUGUUAUACGUAGUAAAAGACAUUUUUUAUUUUUAUUUUGUUUCUGGGGAGCGUUGAUGUUGGCAUUUAUUAACAGUAUUGUUGGUUCUAUUCUCGAAUACAUGCACAAAGAAAAUAUUCAUGGUUGUACUAAAUUUCUUCGUAUUUUACGAUCAGUUCUCUAUAAAAGUUCCAUGAGUAUUCCAGUGAUGGUUUUAUUUGCAUUCAAUUAUGUAACACCCUGUUUACAAUUACGAGCAACAACAUUUAUGAUCUUUUCGAAUAUGUUUACAUAUAUCGUAUUAGCAAUUCAAUUUCCUAUCUUACUUGUUGUUUCUAUUGAUGUACUUUACGAAUUCUAUAUUUGGAAACCUAACGCUACUUAUCGUCUUGUGCGAGGUACGAUGAAAAAUCAACCGACUGGCAUGAAAAUAUUUCAAAUUAUUCUUUAUUCUCUUUUAUUCGCUAUAAUUAUUAUUGGAAUUAUCGUAUCGUUUCUGAUAUAUUUGGAAUUAAUGUUUCUUACCCAUGUUACUCAUCAUGUACUAGUCAUGUUUAAUAUCUUAUUAAGCAUUAUAAGUAUAGUUUACACUUGA